AUGCACAGGUUCAAGAAAGAAGUGAUUACCAUAGGAGCGUCGAAUAUAGUCAGUUCAUUGCACACGCUGGAAGCCGUAGUAAAGCCUAAGCUAUGUGUGUUUGUCACUCCGGGUAAUCCUGGAGUCAUUGACUUCUACCACAAGUACAUGCUGUCACUAUAUGAAAGUGCUAAUUGCAAGGUCGAGGUGUGUGGACUUAGUCUGGCGGGCCAUGCACCUGGCCUCGACAAUCAGGGCCGCCUGUUCACAUUACAACAGCAGAUAGAACACAAAGAGGACUAUCUGACCCAGAAAUUACAGGCCAAUCCCGAUUUAAAGGUGGUCCUAGUUGGGCACAGUGUAGGUGCAUAUAUCAUGCUGCACACAUUAGAGAAGUUGGCCCCCGAGCGGGUAGCUGGCUAUUGGGGACUAUACCCGACGAUACAACACAUCGGAGCAUCGCCAAACGGAGUCAGACUGACACCGCUGUUUGAAUGGUACAAUCUGAUUGGCUACACCGCCAGUUGGCUCCAAUAUCUGCCACUGAGAAUCAAGAAAACUAUAGUCAGGCCUUUUGUCAAGAGUGGAGAGGAGACCAACCUGGAUGUGGUAGCUAGUCUCAUCAACUACAGCACAGCCGCCAAUGCUAUCUCAAUGGCGAAGGAGGAGAUGGCAAACAUCCUGGAUAUCGAUGAGAGUAUCAUCCAUGACCAUGGAGACAAGAUGACGUUCUUCUUCGCAGAAGGAGAUGAAUGGGCUCCCGUGUCCCACUAUCACGACAUGACCGAAAGAUUCCCAAAGUCACAAAUCCUGCUGUGUGAGAACAAUACUCACCAUGGCUUUGUAGUAUUCGAUGAGGAAGCCGACUUGAUGGGCAAGCUGAGCUGCGCCUGGUUAGACCAUCUGCUUUAA
Molecule: messenger RNA, 891 nt
Organism: Sphaeroforma arctica JP610
Lineage: Eukaryota; Ichthyosporea; Ichthyophonida
Exons: 7
Coding region: 1-891 (296 amino acids)
Biological process (GO): lipid storage
Cellular component (GO): lipid droplet
Molecular function (GO): lipase activity
Source: RefSeq, a predicted model, not a curated record